AUGGCUUCUUCAGAGGGUAAGAAGCAAAUCUUACUGAAUGCAUUUGACAUGUCAACCAUUGGCCAUCUUUCACCGGGCCAAUGGAAAAAUCCCGUCGACAAGUCGGCUACGAAGCGUAACCUUGACUAUUGGUUAGACUUAGCAAAAUUGCUAGACAGAGGUGGCUUCAACGCCUUGUUUCUCGCAGAUACCUAUGGAGGCUACGAUACCUACGAAGGGAGCCUCGACAACUGUAUCCGAAGAGCCGCACAAUGGCCCGUAACGGAUCCCACUAUCCCAAUUGCAGCAAUGGCUGCGGUGACGAAGAAUCUCAAUUUCGCCAUCACCUCAUCAACUUCGUUUGAGCCCCCUUUUCUAUUGGCAAAGCGCUUUUCCACGCUAGAUCACUUGACCGGUGGGCGAUUCGGUUGGAAUAUCGUGACUUCCUGGAAAAAGGCGGCCUUCAAAGCCAUCGGCCUCGAUACGCCUAUCGAUCACGAUGAGCGGUAUCUGCAGGCCGAUGAGUACUUGAAAGUACUCUACAAGCUCUGGGAAGGAUCUUGGGCAGACGAUGCGAUCUCUCCUGAUCCAGAAAACGAUAUCUACUUCGACCCGGACAAGAUUCGCACCAUCAAUCAUAAGGGGAAGUACUUCACGCUAAAUACAAAACACAUAGUCGACCCGUCACCGCAGAGAACUCCUCUGCUAUUCCAAGCCGGGACAUCGCCCGCCGGUUCCGAAUUUGCGGCGACUCACGCGGAAGCAAUUUUCGUGUCAUCUCACUCCCCGUCCGUCCUCAGGCCCAAGAUCGCCAAGAUCAGGGAGCUAGCUGCCUCGAAGGGUCGAGAUCCGCGCUCGCUCAAGUUCUUUGCGACUUACACGCCCAUCGUCGCGCCCACCGACGAGGAAGCGCACGCGAAAUACGACGAGCUUCUCAAGUACGGCUCUGUCAUCGGCGGCCUCGUCCUCGUUAGUGGCUGGACCGGAAUCGACCUGUCAAAGAUCCCUUUGGACCAAGAGAUCACCGCCGCAGACUCGCUGGAGGCGCAUAAGGUGCGCAGCAUUCUAGACGCGUUUACUACCACGAGCAGGGACAUCCCGAAGUGGACUCCGCGCGUGAUCGCCCAGAAGGCGUCGAUAGGGGGCCUUGGUCCCGUAGGUAUCGGGUCGCCUCAGACCGUAGCCGAUGACCUGGAGCGCUGGAUAGAAGAAGCGGAUUUGGAUGGUUUUAAUAUCGGCUAUGUUACUACUCCUGGGACGUUCGAGGACGUGGUCGAGCUGUUGAUCCCGGAGCUAAGACGCCGCGGGAUCUACCCAGAUCCCCCAGCGGAAGGAGAAUCGCUAACUGCUCGAGAGAGGAUCUACGGGAAGGGCCAGAAGGGGCUAAGGGAUGAUCAUAUCGGAUCUCAGUAUAAAUAUGAUAGAUACCAGGAGGAGCCGCCUUAUCAGGAGGCGGAACCCCCUAAAGAUGAAGGCAAAUAA
Messenger RNA from Daldinia caldariorum, 1461 nucleotides. RefSeq names its product bacterial luciferase-like protein. The transcript is spliced from 4 exons. NCBI's taxonomy places the organism in Eukaryota, Fungi, Ascomycota, Sordariomycetes, Xylariales, Hypoxylaceae. The record is from RefSeq and is a predicted model, not a curated record. Gene Ontology annotation, molecular function: monooxygenase activity; oxidoreductase activity, acting on paired donors, with incorporation or reduction of molecular oxygen. Bases 1 to 1461 code for a protein of 486 amino acids.